Messenger RNA from Symbiodinium natans, 924 nucleotides. The record is from the annotation of a GenBank genome assembly. NCBI's taxonomy places the organism in Eukaryota, Dinophyceae, Suessiales, Symbiodiniaceae.
AUGCCUGCUAUGAAGCUUGUGCAACCUGUCAGCGACUCGGAAAGCACGGUGGCCGUGCACAGCGACAUCGACACCACCGAGAGCACCUGCUCCUCCCGGCUGCCCUCGCCGCGCAGGGCUGGCGAGUGUGAUCAGUGCAACGUGAUCGUGAAGGCCACGUUCCUCGAUGUGGACGAGGGCCAAAGCGUGUUGCAUUGCUUCGCGCAGCUGCGUGGCCGGACCAUGUCUGACUCGGCUUUGGUGAUGGGCUUUGGCAUCGAGGCCUACGUGCCUGGGAAGUUCAGUGACGAGCAUGCCGAGUCUGCGGACGGCACCUGCGCCGGGCCGGAAGUGCUGGAAGAGCGCAGAGACACGCAGGCGGCUGUGCAUCCGAAAUCGCAGGCAUCGCAGGCAUCGCAGGCAUCGCAGGCAUCGCAAGCAUCGCAGGCAUCGCAGGCAUCGCAGGCAUCGCAGGCAUCGCAGGCAGCAGGGAAGAAGAAGAGUCAUUCAAAGCAGACCACGGAUCGUACCACUGUGAUGCUGCGCAAUGUCCCCAAUAAUUACACCAGAGAGAUGUUCUUGACCCUCCUGGACGACCACGGCUUUGCUGGGCGCUACGACUUCGUGUACCUGCCCUGUGACUUCAAGCGGCAGGCGAACCUGGGCUACGCCUUCGUGAACCUCGUGGACGCUUCGGCCGUCGAUGCUGCGUGGAUCACCUUUGAUGGCUUCUCCUCCUGGGCGCUGCCCACCCAAAAGGUCUGCCAAGUCAGCUGGAGUGGCCCCCACCAGGGACUCAAGGCGCACGUGGAGCGUUACAGGAAUAGUCCGGUGAUGCACCAGAAGGUUCCAGAUGCUUACAAGCCCAUGAUCUUCCAUGACGGCGUCCGCCAGAACUUCCCGCGGCCCACCAAGAAGAUCGAGGCGCCAACGGGCGUGUGCUGA